AUGGUUGUUGCAGGAGUCCAGAAACCUCCUGAUGUGGGUUGCAAGCCUCUGCUGGGGGAAUGGCAGCUUCAUCUAGAGGUGGUUCUCAGCAUCUGGGACAUCUAUGGCAUAUACAUUUUCCUCGGCUUAUUAUCCGUUACCACGAUAUGUGGGAACCUUCUUGUAAUGACUUCCAUCAUUUACUUCAAACAGCUCCACACUCCUACUAACUACCUCAUUCUUUCUCUGGCUGUGGCAGACCUGCUUGUUGGUGUUAUAGUCUUUCCUUUCAGCAUGGCUCUCUCUCUGAGCUCAUGUCUGCAUCAUGAGGAUUUAUCUUACAGAUACUAUGCAGUGUGUCAGCCUCUGAUAUAUAGAACUAAAAUAAAUGUUAAUGUUACUUCAAUAAUGAUCCUGGUGUGCUGGGGUAUAUCUGUUCUAAUUGGAAUAGGCAUCAUAAUAGCAGGAUUCAGUCAAGGAACAUGUGAAGAAAUGUGCUCUGUUGAUGUUGUAUUGGCAAAUGUUAUGGGACCUGUUUUCUCAUUUUACUUCCCAGCAAUCAUAAUGAUCUGCAUCUAUCUGAAGAUUUUCCUUGUUGCUCAGAAACAACUGAAUAGCAUCCAGAAGACAACUUGCCAGGAUACAAAGUCUGGAGCAACUGUCACCUUUAUCUUAUAUGCCUCCACCAAUUCCUGUGAUUGA
Molecule: messenger RNA, 681 nt
Organism: Scomber japonicus (chub mackerel)
Lineage: Eukaryota; Metazoa; Chordata; Actinopteri; Scombriformes; Scombridae
Product: trace amine-associated receptor 1-like
Exons: 4
Coding region: 1-681 (226 amino acids)
Biological process (GO): G protein-coupled receptor signaling pathway
Cellular component (GO): membrane
Molecular function (GO): trace-amine receptor activity
Source: RefSeq, a predicted model, not a curated record